This is a messenger RNA of Carya illinoinensis, 1746 nucleotides long. RefSeq lists its product as uncharacterized. Bases 1 to 1746 code for a protein of 581 amino acids. The transcript has 3 exons. The record is from RefSeq and is a predicted model, not a curated record. Lineage: Eukaryota; Viridiplantae; Streptophyta; Magnoliopsida; Fagales; Juglandaceae.
AUGCCACAUUGUCAGCAUUGCAAAGCAAAAAGAUUCUUUCAUGAAACAAACAAUUUCUGCUGUGCUGAUGGAUCAAUCUCUUUGGUUACAAAUGAUGUUCCAGAUCAACUCUAUAAUCUGUUUGUUUCAAAUACUGCUGAAUCUACACAAUUUCGGACAUAUGUUCGAACGUACAACAACAAAUUUGCUUUCACAUCUUUUGGAGUUAAAUUUGAUAGAAAUUUAUGUCGAAGAAACAGAGGAAUAUAUACAUUUCGAGCUCAAGGUCAAAUUUAUCACUAUCUCCCUGAUUUGAUUCCUUCAGAUGGUCAACCUUCUAAUUUGCAGCUAUAUUUCUAUGACAUUGAACAUGAAUUCGAGAAUCGCAUUGUUGACUCAAUCAGAAUGGAUCCUUCUAUUAUUGCUCAACUUAUGGAUCUCCUUCGUGUAAAUCCAUAUUCAACAUUUUUUCGAUCUAUUGGUGAUUUACCAAAUUUAGAAUAUCAAAAAAUCUGUAUAAAAUCAGAUCCUGGUUUAGAUCAACGGGUGUUUAAUGCCCCAACAUCAUCAGAAGUUGCAGCUAUUUGGGUUGAAAAUGAUGAUUCAGAACAUUUAACACCUCGUGAUAUUUUCGUAUUUAAUCAUGUUGGCGGGAGUCAUUUAGUUCAAUAUUAUUUUGGAUGCUAUGAUCCACUUCAGUAUCCUCUGUUGUUUCCUCUCGGAGAUAUUGGAUGGCACCAAGGCAUACAAAGAAUUAACAAAAGAAUUGCAUCUGUAUUUGCCAAUAACUGCACAACUCAAUUAAUUGAUCCUCAUCAAUCAACAUCAGCAGAAGAAUUACUCAGAAGAGAAGAACAAGUUUUAAAGAAAAAGAGAAAAGAUCACAUUGUUUCUUGCCGUGAAUAUUACUGUUACAAGUUGCAAAUCAGAGAAAAUCUGAAAUCUAUUCUUCUAAUCUCUGGCCGACUUCUUCAACAAUUUGUUGUUGACAUGUAUAUCAAGAUAGAGACUUCAAGAGCAAAAUUAGAGGAUCUGAAGUAUGAACUAUUCAAACGAGAAAUAUUUGGAAAAAUCUCAGCAUAUGUUUAUGUUAUUGAGCACCAAAAAAGAGGACUUCCACAUGCUCAUUUCUUAAUUAUAUUGCGUCAAGAUUGGAAAUUAUACGCACCAGAAUCUUUUGAUGAGAUCGUAUCUGCUGAAUUACCUGACAAAGACAACAACUUACAUCUCUAUACAGCUGUUAUUAAGCAUAUGAUGCAUGGCCCAUGUGGAGUUCUAAAUCCAACAAAUGUAUGCAUGAAAAAACAUGGUUGUUGCAAAAAUAAUUACCCAAAACAGUUUGUCUCAAACACUGUUAUUGGAAAUGAUUGCUUCCCAAUAUACAAACGCUGCAACAAUGGAAGAACAGCCAAAAUCAGAGGACAUGAUUUAGAUAAUCGUUGGGUUGUUCCAUAUAACCCUUAUUUACUUGCAAUGUUUGACUGCCAUAUUUAUGUUGAGAUAUGUUCUACAAUAAAAGCUGUCAAGUAUCUCUACCAAUACAUUUAUAAAGGCCAUGAUCGUGUUGCCUUCAAUCUGGUUUCUGAACAAAGCACUCAACAGAUUGAUGAAAUUGAAAGAUUUCAAUCAGCUCGAUGGAUUACUCCACCAGAGGCUAUGUGGAGAAUAUUUGGCUUUAUUAUCAAUGAGGUUCAUCCAGCAGUCUAUAGCUUACAUUUACAUCUUGAAAAUAGCACCAAGUUACUUUCCGUGCACAUGAAAACUUAA